Molecule: messenger RNA, 1315 nt
Organism: Cantharellus anzutake
Lineage: Eukaryota; Fungi; Basidiomycota; Agaricomycetes; Cantharellales; Hydnaceae
Product: kinase-like domain-containing protein
Exons: 6
Coding region: 417-1094 (225 amino acids)
Biological process (GO): protein phosphorylation
Molecular function (GO): protein kinase activity; ATP binding
Source: RefSeq, a predicted model, not a curated record
UUUGACCCCCCCUUCACUUCAUCUGUGAGACACCUACACUCAUCACCCCUCACCUCCGGGGCGUAUAAUGUCUCAAUCAGCUAGGCAAGAGCAUCGUCACUUGUUGGCUAGGCUUUCUCGGAUCGAUGCCCGUGACUUGGUGGGUCAGGUAGACGUGAAUUAUGGGCGCUAUCCAGCUUCUGGGAGUUUUGCACGCGCUUUUGCUGGAGUCUGGCAAUCAGUCUGUAAAGCCGCCAUUGAGUUAUUGACGAUUGGGCUAAUAUUGUCGUUGACUUGUGCUCAAUUUUUCCUCAGAAACAUGUCUGUGUCAAGGUCCUUCAUAGCGUGGACGUGAUGGAUAAUUCCAAGUUUUACGAUUUUUCCCGGGUGAGUCUCCACCGCAUGUCCAAGCGCCUGCUCCGGCUUACCGACACCGCAUGAAGAGGCUUGUGCGCGAAUUGAUGAUUUGGCGUACCCUCCAUCAUCCAAAUGUGGUAGAACUACACGGUUGGAUUCUCGAGUUAGAUGAAGCAGACAAGCUAACCGCCAGUUUCAUUUCCACUUGGUGUGAGGGAGGUGACGUCAAGCGGUAUCUUCAAAGAAACCCGGAUGCUGACCGCUGUCGAAUCAUUUGCUCGGCCGCAGAAGGCGUCGCCUAUCUUCACCUGAGAGGAAUUGUCCAUGGAGACAUCACCCCGAGAAAUGUGGUGAUUGACCGUGAUGGAUUAGCGAAGUUAUGGUCGAGUGUGGUUCGCAGCCUGCGUUUCAUAGCUCCUGAGCUCUUGAAUGUCGAUGACCCAGUGGUCCAUCGAGAUGAGAGGAGCGAUGUGUGGGCAUUCGGAUGUACAUCCGCUGAGAUUCUUAGUGACCGGCCUCCCUAUCACGGGAUACAUGAGUUUCAUGUUCCGUCUGAAAUAGCGGGUGGGACACCCCCGUAUAUUUGGGAUCGACCAGAUGAGGUUGGGGAAGUCAUUGUACGAUGUAUGACGUUUCAGCGAGAUUCGCGGCCGGGCAUGCUGGAUGUAACUAGAUCUUUCAGACGCCUCGGCCUAGUGACCGGAGGUUCCACACUCGCUCGGUCAACUUGUGCACGUAGAGAUCAUUUCUAUAUCUAGGCAGCCAGUGCUAACUUUUUUCCAGGGUAUGCUGCCAUCUGGCGGAGCACGCAAUGCUUUACCGCCGAGAAUAUCCUCAACAAGGAUAGGCACAGACAACAUGCAACGCAACCGUGAGCCCGACAUCCUCGGUCACAUCCCACACGAUGCAUACACAAUCUACACGCUCGAAAAGUUCUGCAUGGGCCUCCAACGCAGUUCACUGGCGCGAGGUGCACAUA